ACUUCCCGUUUUAUAAGUAACUAAGUCAUUCGCCUAUGUGUUAAUUGCAUCGUAACAGACGACAAUGAAAGGUUCAUUAUUAUUUUUUAUUAUUUUUUCCUCGGCCUCUGCGCGGACAAGCCUCGAAUCGAUACCUUUUGGAUUUUACGAAAAACUCAAGAACAGUGCGAAUAGACAAUGUAGCAUAGACGUGAAUAUUUUGUUGGAUGGAAUGGAAAAUCUAAACAAAUGGGCUUUGGAAAUGAUUGAUUCGUCGGCUAAAUUGCCUUCGGGAAUAUUGAGAGGAAAUUUAAAUCAAUAUGGUGACUUUGAUGAGUGCAUUAACGCUAAUGAUAACAAUGGAAUGGCAGGCAAGUACUGUUUAGCUGCAAUCCAAUUAAAACAACCUGUGUUUAGCGAUCAAAUCAGCGCUUACCACCAAGUCAGAAAUAAUCUAACCGAUCCAGGUCAUCGUUUACCAAAAUUCUCUACCAUAUACUGGGGCGUCUGCAUACCGUCAUCUUGUGGCCCGGACGACGUAUCUUCUGCAAUUAUGGCAAUUAUUCAGAAAUUCCAAGACGCCGAGGUACUUGUUGAGAAUGAUAUGUGUCAGAUGAAGCGUAUACCAAAGAAUUCAACUGAUUUCGAUUGGGCACGAUUUUUGAUAGCCAUUUUAAUUUUGUAUUUUAUCCCAAUCGGAGUUGGAGCAUUUACUGUGCCAGAUGAUCUUGACCCUGAUGUGGAACGGAACGCGCCCUUUAUGCUACAAAUGACGAAGGUUUUGAGGAACUCAUUUGCAAUCUUGCCGAACUUUAAAUCUCUAUUAAUUUCUCCUGCUAGAAAUGGAUUUAAAAGUUUACAAGGAAUGCGAGCUCUGAAUAUGAUCGCUCUACUCUUAUGUCACAUGGCUAUGGCAAAAAUGUUUUUGCCAUAUUUAAAUAAAACUGAGUUAUCUGAAAACAUGUCUAAACCAUGGCUGACCAUAGGAAGAGUAGCGUAUUUAUACACGGAUUCUUUUUUGGCCAUCAGCGGUUUAUUAGCUGCAUACACAUUAAGUAGAUUUUCGCCAGUGAAGAGUGUUAUUUCACGUUAUAUACGAUUAACAGCAACUUUAGUAACUGUAAUGAUUAUUUGCACAAAAUAUUUGCCUGGUAUGAGCUACGGACCUAUGUGGAAUAUGGUCAUCACGCGACACUCAGAUCUCUGUUACAAGAACUGGUGGAAAAACAUAUUAUACGUUCAAAAUUUGUUUGGUUUUAAAAAUAUGUGUUUAACGCAUACUCAUCAACUCGCUAUUGAUUUUCAACUGUUCAUGAUGGCUAUUAUACUGAUGUAUUUGUUACGAAAAAGUAAAACUGUCGCACUAUUAAUAAUUGUAACUAUCAUGUCAGCAUCUACAAUCAUUCGUUAUCAAGCCGUAAAAAUGUAUGAUUUGGCUACAGUUGUUUAUUUUGGAUCGGACAUUUCACAGUUGAACCGUACGUUUGAUUUGACGUACACUUUGCCCACUCACCGAGCAACUGUGUAUCUAAUGGGAUUUUUGGUUGGUUAUUGGAUGCAGCAAGGUGGUCGACUAAACAUUUCCGGCGCACAAGUUAAGAAAUGGUGGCUUAUAGCUACCACUUGUGGUCUGCUAGCAGUUUUUGGACCUUAUCAACUUACCGAUAUGAACUACGUGUACAAUAAUACACAUUUGGCGAUUUUCAAUGCUAUCGCACCUAUUCUAUGGUCCGUCUUUAUACUGUGGUGUAUCAUUGCUACCGAUAACGGGCACGGUGGUUGGUUUGGAAGUUUAUUGUGCUGUAAACCGUUUGCAUUUCUUUCAAACAUUUCGUAUGCCGUUUAUUUGGUGCAGUAUCCAGUGUUUUUCUAUUUCGUUGGAACAGCAAGAGGGCCGUCUUUGCAUUCUAUAACUACCAUGUUUGAUGUUGGCCAAAUGAUACUGAUUGUGGGAUUAUCGAUCAUCCUGACGUUGAUAAUCGAUAUUCCAUUCCAAAAAAUUGGCAAAUUUUUAACAGAAGGAACGAAUGAAAAAGUGAAAUCAUUUUAAGUUGUUUAAUUACUUAAUUCUCUAUUUAUUACUACUAAUUAUAAACUACGGAAGGUAUUUCUACUUGAGUAAAUUCUCAAAACAUCCGGAUUUACUACUUAAGACUAUUAUAUUAUAUUAUUGCAUGUUUACUUAUUAUAAAU
Messenger RNA from Sipha flava (yellow sugarcane aphid), 2172 nucleotides. Its product is annotated as nose resistant to fluoxetine protein 6-like. Gene Ontology annotation, molecular function: acyltransferase activity, transferring groups other than amino-acyl groups. Lineage: Eukaryota; Metazoa; Arthropoda; Insecta; Hemiptera; Aphididae. Bases 65 to 2029 code for a protein of 654 amino acids. The transcript has 11 exons. The record is from RefSeq and is a predicted model, not a curated record.